Molecule: messenger RNA, 13780 nt
Organism: Oncorhynchus nerka (sockeye salmon)
Lineage: Eukaryota; Metazoa; Chordata; Actinopteri; Salmoniformes; Salmonidae
Product: espin-like
Exons: 15
Coding region: 739-3423 (894 amino acids)
Biological process (GO): actin filament bundle assembly
Cellular component (GO): cytoplasm
Molecular function (GO): actin filament binding
Source: RefSeq, a predicted model, not a curated record
AGUAUCUCUCCGUGAGGACUGGCCACCCCUGACAUUGGCUACUGUCUCCUUAACUACUGAUCCGAUUUCCAGAGACCAACCUGUUACUGCAGGAGUGAUCUUCCCCUGAUGGAUUAUUUAACAGGUGCUGAGUCCCAAAUCGCAAUCUGCGGCCACAGAUACAUAAACCAAGACAGCCGUGCGCAAUAUUCUCCGUAGCUAAUUCAAUGGGCUACAACUUCGAUAACGUUCUCAAAGCGGAGUAAUAUCUAAGAAAGAAGGCGACAUUAAGACCAGGGAAUAUCCCUGCAGCGGGUGUUUGAGCUAUGGUGUGGAGGCAGCGGAGGACAAGGUAGCCAUCAGUUGAACAUUAUCUUCGUGCGCAAUUACAAAUCACCGGUACGCAAUAAUGAUGUUUAACUUCAUUCGCUCAAUUACACGAACACGACUGGUACUUGGUCAAAUCUGUGGAUAUAAAGCAAAACAAUGUUUUUAACUAGUAAAAUGACAAUACAUGCGCAUUGAAAGACAUGUCCAAAGAAAUAGGCUUUUUGUCUUUCUCAAAAAGUAGGCUUUACUUAGAGAUGCAUUUAGAUAUGUCAAUUGAGCAGGAUAGGCUUCUAAAGACUGGACAUGCAUUUAUGUUCCUGUACUGAACACAUGAUUUAUCUGCGAAGAAAAUAGUUCUAGAGUUAAAUAGAGAUUAACCUAAUUUAGAGGGUGCGUUUAUAAAUACGGAGGAGUUGUCGAGCCGCAGUUAUGGUGGUGGAAAGGACACUGAUUGCCGCAAGGCAGGGGGAUGUCCAAACUCUGAAAGUGCAAUUAGCGGAGAAAGUACUGAACAGCGGAGUAAAGGACCUUUUGGGAGCCUCACCUGUCCACCAUGCCGCCCGUACUGGAAAAUUGACUUGCCUGCGUUUCCUCGUGGAAGAAGUGGGUUUACCGGGCAACGGUUUGGCGAAUAAUGGCGCCAGCCCCGCACACGACGCGGCUGCCACUGGUAACCUGGCCUGCUUACAGUGGCUAUUGACUCAAGGGGGAUGUCAUACCGCGGACCGGGAUAGUUCCGGAGCCACCGUUCUCCACCUUGCCUCCCGGUUCAGCCAUCACGAGAUCACUGAUUGGUUGCUGAAGAGCGGGGAGGCUGAUGCCGGGGUGUCCACAGAGACUGGGGCCCUGGCUGUCCACUAUGCUGCUGCCAAGGGAGACCUGCCCUCCCUCCGACUCCUGUUGAGACACAUCCCAAACGUUGUCGAUUCCCAAACAAAGAAUGGUGCCACACCCCUCUACCUGGCCUGCCAGGAGGGCCACCUGGAGGUCGUCCAAUACCUGGUGAAGGACUGCGGGGCGGAGCCAAGCAUCAGAGCCAAUGACGGGAUGACACCUCUGCAUGCUGCUGCCCAAAUGGGCCAUAACACUGUCAUUGUCUGGCUGAUGAGCUUCACAGAGAUCAGCCUGUCAGACCGGGACGGUGACGGUGCCACGGCCAUGCACUUCGCCGCCAGCCGCGGCCAUGCCAAGGUGCUCAGCUGGCUGCUACUGCACGGUGGCGAGAUCAUCACCGAUAGCUGGGGCGGAACGCCGCUACACGAUGCUGCCGAGAACGGGGAGCUGGAGUGCUGUCAGAUCCUGGUGGUGAAUGGGGUGGACCUGGGCAUACGGGACCAGGACGGCUUCUCGUCGGCUGACUUGGCAGAGUACAACGGGCACGUCCAGUGUGCCAAGUACCUGUGCACUGUUGAGAACAUGAGUGUGGCACACCGCGUGCUUUCCAGGGACCCAUCGGCCGACCUGGAGUACAGCAAGCAGCACGACAUGGGCCUGUCAUCCCCCAACAACACAAUGUCCUCAGCGGGGUCGCGGCAGACCCAGCAACCGGCCCAAUUCGACAUGGGCUCGCCCUCCAGCACCCUGUCCAACUACGACUCAGCCAACUCCAGCCAGUGUAGCAUGGGAGAAAAGCGGAGCAGCUCACCCCCUUCAUCACGAGCCCCCACUGGCGGAGGCCCAGCGGAGUCGGCCAUAAAUGACAUGCAUACUUACACGGAUAUGCUCAACCCUGACGUGGAGCCCGGCGCUCCCAAGUGCAAGGAGCCCGCCACCGCCGCUCAGCCGCCUCCCCCACCCCUGCUGGCCUUGCCAAUGCCCCCUCCCCCUGACUCCCCCUCCCAAACACUCCUGCCUCCCCCCGAAUACCCUCUGCCACAGCCCCCCGCGGACUCAGCCGAUAUCUAUCUGAAGGCGAAGAGCAACCUGAGGCACGUGGAGGAGGUGCAACUGACUCCAGAAGAGAACCACGAUAGGCUGCACCGGGUGGACUCCAACAGAAAGUCUCGAAACUUCAACAAGCAGCCCAGCACGGGGGACUACUACAAAGCCCUGGGUAGCGACACGGUCGCCUACCGUGGGGUCCGAACCAUGGUGCCUAACAAGGAGGGUUCUCUGUUAUUGGAGGAGUCAGCCGACAGCCCCGCCCCCAGCCCACAGAACAGCACCACCGAGUUGCCCCUCCCUCCUCCCCUGCCCCCACUCCCCAUCAGCAAUCCCACCCCGGCACCCCCUCCUCCCCCGCCAUUGCCCUCAGAAAUGCCCACCUUCCAGUACAGCACCAACCAGCGACGCCCCUCCUCCUCUUCAGGAAGUGUGGAGUUUCUGUCCCCCUCUCCUCAGCCUGAAGGAGGCCCACUUAGGGUGAUAAAGAGCAACAAAUCCUUCAACAUGAUGUCCCACACCGGAGACAACACGGAGUUGCUGGCUGAAAUAAAAGCGGGGAAGAACCUGAAGCCCACCCUACACAGUAAAGGCUACACAACAGUCUUCUCCAACAGCGGCCUGCCGGGCAAUAAUGGAGAGAGCCCCAUGUCACCACCCCAGACCCACACGGUCAGCCCGUCCUCAGCCAAGCCCACGUCUCCGCCCUCCACCGCCACAUCCCCACCCGCCGCCCCCAGCCCUGUGGGCACCAGCACGCCCCGGAACCUCUCCACCUCCAAGAGCAGCGAGCAGCACCUCAAUAGGAACGUCAGCGGGGCAGCAAGCCUGAUGGGACAGACCCGGAAGGGUAGCCUGGCGGACGUGGAGGCCCUAGUGCCCACACACGACGAGCAGGGCCGAGCCAUCCCUGAAUGGAAAAGGCAGGUGAUGGUGCGCAAGCUCCAGGUGAAGAUGCAGGAGGAGGAUGAACACAAGCGCAAGGUGGAUGAGGAGGUGGCGCGCCUGGCGUCCAUGCCAGGAUGGCGAAGGGACAUCAUCAAGAAAAAGCUUGAUGAAGAGAAGUCGGACAGGGGGCAAAAAAGAAAAGAAGAUGAGCUUGCAAACAAGGCAAAGGAGAGCGGGGAGAAGAAAGAGCAGGAGCGACUACGGACCAUGGGUUACAACGAGAGCAAGUUGGCGCCAUGGCAACGGCAGAUCAUCCUGAAGAAAGGAGACAUAGCGAAACAGUAGAUAGGGCCUCCCCAUCCAACCCUCUUCCCCUUCAAUGUCAACCAACCAACCCCCAACCACUACCAAAAUCCCCUCCCAUACCCAACCCUCAUCGCACCCCACCCCAACCAGGUUUCCACUAGAUCACAAAGUCAGAUUCCAGAGCCACAAAGGCAAAAUUAGCUACAAAAAUGUGCAUUUUGGCAUUCAUUUAAGGUUAUUAGGGUUUAGGUUGAAAAUAAACGUGAAAUUAUAGAAAUAGGCAGAGUUUAGCCAUCAUUUCGACUUUGUGGCUGUGUUAACUAGUGACGACCCACCAAACAGGACCAUGCCACCUCCCAACAUGCUUUGCAGCUCUGCCAUCCUGAAAUGGUGUGGCCGCACCAAGGUCCCGUGGACAAAAACUGUACGUGUCGCAACGUUAGCGGUGUCUGAUUCAAAGGACAACAUGAGCACAUUGAAUAGAUGCUCCUACCCCUUUUCUCCUGUCAAAACAUUUGGCUAAAUUACUGUACGUAUCGCAACUGUAUGAGACCCUUAGACUUGAAUCAUAUACACUAGCUUUACUUUACAUUAUUUAACAUGACUCUGUAGGAAUUUCCCACACAAUUCCACACACUUGAACAACCUUUGUCAAUGUUGAUCUGUUGGUCUGUCUUGUUGGCCUUUGUGGGAAAAGUUGUCAUUGCUAUAGGUUGAGCAGUUUGUCAUAAAUAGAAAAACUGUCCACGAUCUGUUUUCUCUGCAUUUGAUUCACCCGCACUUACAUUGAUAAUUGAGCUCUAAAACUAGACUGUUGUAUUCUACUGUAGGUUUGCUUUUAGGAUGGAAAAUGUCAUGGUUAACAUAAUAAGCAAUGGCAUUUUGAUACUGUAUAUAUCAUCUCCAUGUAUUGCACAAAGACCUAUAUUCUACUUAAUGAUGCUAUUUUUCAUUGAGCCCAUCUGAACUUCAAGAGAUAUUGUUGAAACAGGAAAUAGAUAAAGUCCCUCCUGUAUCUGUUAUUUUGUACAUUAAUAUCAUAUGGGUAACUGCAACCAUAAGUCAUUUAAAAUGGGUUUAUUACUAUUGUUAGUUGUGGAUAACGUAAUUUAAGAACAAAAAUAUAAAAGCAACAUGUAAUGAUUUCAAUGAUGUUACUGAGUUACAGUUCAUAUCAGGAAAUCAGUCAAUUGAAAUGAAUUCAUGAGGCCCUAAUCUUUGGAUAUCACAUGACCGCGAAUACAGACUGGUCACAGAUAGCUUUUAAAAAAAGUAGUGGAUCAGAAAAGCUGUCCGUAUCUGGUGUGACCACCAUUUGCAUUGUGACACAUCUCCUUUACGCUGUUGAUUGUGGCCUGUGGAAUGCCCCACUCCUCUUCAAUGGCUGUGCGAAGUUACUGGAUAUUGGCGGAAACAAACCGCUGUACACGCCAAUCCAGAGCAUCCCAAACAUGCUCAUUGAGGUGACAUGUCUGAGUAUGCAGGCCAUGGAACUGUGACAUUUUCAACUUCCAGGAAUUGUGUAUAGAUCCUUGUGACAUGUGGCCGUGCAUUAUCAUGCUGAAACAUGAGGUGAUGGAGGAGGAUAAAUAGCACGACAAUGAGCCUCAGGAUCUCGUCACGGUAUCUAAAAUGCAAUUGUGUUCGUUGUCCAUAGCUUAUGCCUGCCUAUACCAUAACCCCACCGCCACCAUGGGGCACAAUGAAGAGAUGGAGAAGUGCAAAUAGGAAGCAAGGGAACUAACAAGGAUGAGCCAGAGAGCUAGGGAAGAAGGGAUGGGGAAGUGAGAGAAAAAUCUCCACAAAAAGAGAAGGGAAUUAGUGGAGGUUAUCCCCACAUAGGUCACAGGUAGGCAAUAACUUUUUUUUCAAUUGUUUUUCUUUCUUUGUGAACGCACCAUUAUGGCUUUCUUUUCUAUUUUAUCAUCAAAGCAAACCGUUCACCUACACGAAGCCAUGCAUGCUGUCUGCCAUCUGCCCGGUACAGUUGAAACCGGGAUUCAUCCAGGCCAUCGAAGGUGAGCAUUUGCCCACUGAAGUCAGUUACAAAGUCGAACUGCAAUCAGGUCAAGACCCUGGUGUGAACGAUGAGCAGGCAGAUGAGUUUCCCCAAAAAGGUUUCUGACAGUUUGUGUAGAAAUUCUUUGAUCUUGCAGGUAAAGAAGCCAGAUGUGCAGGUCCUGGGCUGGCAUGGUUACACGUGGUUGGUUGGAUGUACUGCCAAAUUCUCUAAAACGACAUUGGAGGAGGCUUACAGUAGAGAAUCUGGCUACAGCUAUGGACAUUCCUGCAGUCAGCAUGCUAAUUGCACACUCCCUCAACUUGAGACAUCUGUGGCAUUGUGUGAGAAAACAGCACAUUUUAAAUUGGCCUUUUAUUGUCCCCAGCACAAGGUGCACCUGUGUAAUGAUCGUGCUGUUUAAUCAGCUUCUUGAUAUGCAACACCUGUCAGGUGGAUGGAUAGUCUUGGCAAAGGGGAAAUGCUCACUAACAGGGAUGUAAAUAGUUUUUACAAUUUUUUAUUUAACCUUUAUUUAACUAGGAAAGCUAGUUAACUUUGUAAACACAUGUGCACAACAUUUAAGAGAAACAAACUUUUUGUGCGUAUGGAAAAUGUCUGGGAUGUUUUAUUUCAGCUCAUGAAACAUGGGACUAACACUACAUGUUGCUUUUAUACUUUUGUUCAGUUUGAGCAUUUAACUCUUUUUUUACUUUUCAAUGCCCUUAUUGUGAUCACGGUGAAUUGUUUGUGUUGCAUGUGUCUUAUGGAUGUCAUAAUUGACUGUGUUGUCCAACCAAAAGCACAUCUCUUGUUAUCCAAGAGGAUUGAACACUCCACAAUCAUGCUAAUUAAAAAACACGUAAUAUUUAGCAAAUCGCUAUGAGUUCAACAAGCAAACAUGUUUUCUUUUAUCGAUGUAUAAAAUAUUAGGAGCACAAUCAUAACAGAAGUCUCAUCAGCACACUGAAUAUUGCAAAAGUCCCACAAAUAUAUCAGUGUCCUUUAUCUGGCUUUCACCAGUAAACCUUGGAAUGUAAUAUUUUAUGAGCAGAUCCUUUUACUAGAGGAGAGUUCUCGCUCUCUCUCACUUACUAUAUUUUCAAUCCACCUACUGUUUUUUUUUUAGGUAAAUGUUGUAGUUUUUUUUGGUAAAGGGACCAAACUAUAGGUAACUCGGGCAUUCUCUUUUUUUUUUUUUUUAAAUGACCGUUGACACAUUGUUGGUUUCGUAGGAUAAUGUGCACUAAUGCUGUGGCUGGAGUUGUUGGUCCUCAGAAAUGUGCCAGACGUGUCUUUCUGAAUGUGUAUAUAAAACAUACAGUAUAUCCCCAAUGUCAGAAAAUGUGCUACAGGUUUACUUCAUAUGUUUUGGGUGUACAUUUUUGCAAAUGCAUCAAACAUAAUAUAUAAUGAAAUGCAUGGUCCUUGUUGAGAAACUAUUUGGAAAUAUUCAAUUCAUUGGAUGGCAUAUUGAUGUGAAAAUGUAAAACUAAGUAAACGUCAUUGCCAUUAGAAGAUUUUCUAUACAUUUAAUACUGUAUAUAGUAACCCUCAAUACUUUGUUGUUUCAUUGUUCCCAUAUUACAGUUCUCAGCCUUGCUUACAUAGAUUGUUGGUUCAUGAAUGUAAAACUAUAAUUUCAGAUUGUCUGGCAAAAUUAAGGCAGCAAUACAAUUUUAAAAACAUUACAAUGUAAUGUGUUAAACAAAUCAAAGUGUUAAACAAAUCAAAAUAUAUUUUAUAUAUGAGAUUCAAAUAGCCACCCUUUGCAUUUAUGACAGCUUUGCACACUUGGAAUUCUCUCAACCAGCUUCAUGCAUUUAAAUUAAAAGUUAAUUUGUGGAAUUUAUUUCCUUCUAAAUGCAUUGGAGCUAGCAACAGCGUGUUAGCUAGCAACAGCUAAUUCCUUGUUACGGAACCCUAACCGUCUGCAUGCGUGCGCCAUUGUGCAUAAAUUUAUUUGUCCCCCCACACCAAAAGCGAUCACGACACGCAGGUUAAAAUAUCAAAACAAACUCUGAACCAAUUAUAUUCAUUUGGGGACAGGUUCGAAAAGCAUUGAACAUUUAUGGCAAUUUAGCUAGUUAGCUUGCACUUGCUAACUAAUUUGUCCUAUUUAGCUAGCUUGCUGUUGCUAGCUAAUUUGUCCUGGGAUAUAAACAUUGAGUUGUUAUUUUACCUGAAAUGCACAAGGUCCUUUACUCCGCCAAUUAAUCCAUACAUAAAACGGUCAACCGAAUCGUUUCGAGUCAUCUCUCUUCUUUCCAGGCUUUUUCUUCUCUUGACUAUAUUACAAUUGGCAACUUUCAUAAAUUAGGUACAUUACCGCCACUGAGCUCGUUCGUCUUUCAGUCACCCACGUGGGUAUAACCAAUGAGGAGAUGGCACGUGGGUACCUGCUACUGUAAACCAAUGAGGAGCUGGGAGAGGCAGGACUUGCAGCGCAAUCUGCGUCAGAAAUAGAACUGAUUUCUAUUUUAGACCUUGGCAACUCAGACGCUCGUUGGCGCGCGCGAGCAGUGUGGGUGCAAUAAUUGAAUAACAUAGAUUUCUAAAUGUAUUUUGCAACGCUCGCACACGCGAAUGGUGUAGUAAGCCUUUUAACCCUUGGCAAUGCAGACGCUCGUUGGCGCAAUAAUUGAAUAACAGAUUUCUAAAUUUAUUUUGCAACACUCACAAGCGGUGUGGUCAGCCUGUGAGUCUACAAUUUCUCUGAAAUUCUGCUGGACAAUUGCCGAACAACUGAACGUUAUGUCACACUAAGUUGUUUGCAAGAGAAUCUCUUUCUUUGAGUUGGACAGGUACUGUACUUUUAUGAAUAGUUUUUAAUUACGUUUUGUCAAGAGGGAAUAACACAGCAGCGUCGACCGUGGGGCGCUACACUCAUACCCCUUUCUAAUCGAUUUAAUGGUGGCGUUUUCAGUGUGGGUAUAUGCAAUUGUUUUGUUUAGAGGGAUGGCACCACUGGUUCAAAAGUGGUGUUGCAAAAUUCAUACAUGUAUUUUCUGGGGCCUCAUUUAUAAACUUUGCAUAAAUUUCACACAAUUUCUGCCUGCGCCAUUUUUGAAAGUCUGCCCACGCCAUACAAGCGCAAGUUUCCUGUUAUAAAAAUCUGACCUUGUCAUAAAACUGCGUGAAGGAGCAUUAGAACUCUGCCUGAAAAAUACCUUCCAUUCACUUUUUAUGGUGACAAUAACGCCCUUAUUUAUUUAUUUAUCUAAUGUGGAAAUAUUGGCAUUAGGCCAUGGCAUGCAGAAGACUAAUUGUUGUUUAAUAUUUAGUUUAUCAAUAGAUUAUUGGGUUUCUAUACCCUGGCUUGGUAUAGGCUCAGAUUAAAUAUGCAACUAUCUCACACCAAUACUGUAGCAUACCCAUACUGUCAAACAUUUCACAUAAACUACCGGUCUAUUUUGUUGGCAGGAUGAUAAAUCUUUAACAGUAAUUUAUGCUGUAUCUGGAAAAGGACCUGCAGGAAGUACGGGGUGCUGCAGCAGCCUCUGAUAAAUCAGAAUGAGCUUUUUUUAAGGUUGUGAUCCAUAUAUUUAUUUACAAAGCUAGGAGACUGAAUUUCAAUAUCCACCCUCCGGGAAGACAAUCUGUUCCUGUAUUGAGUAUUUGUGCCGCCAUAGAAACGGCCCCUCUCAACACAUAUUGAUCUCCAAUAUAGGCAAUGAAAGCCAAGGAUCUGAUAUCAUGUACCACCUCAUGAUGCCAAAUAUGGAAAAGUUACAACCAAGAGCAGCACAGUCUAAACUAGCAACAGUCACAGCAAAUGACCAUUCUUAUUUCAUCAAUACUAUCAAGUACAAGUAUAUUAAGGUUAUAAUAUUGUGGAGAACAAUCUAAUGGACAAUUAUAUAAAUGGAGGAUCUUCAGAGGAGAAAGGGGAGGACCAUCCUCAGUGAAUUUCAGAACAAAAUCUAAAUAGUGAAACAUUAAAGUUAUUAUUUUUAGAUAAAACUGUUAAAUAUAUUCACGUCACAAACUAAUGUAUUAAAAUACAGUUUUGCAGUGAAGGUCUACAGUAACCUCAACAGCAUUCGAUAAGGUAGCACACCAUGGUGUAGCUUCCCGUCCUCCUCUGGGUACAUUGACUUCAAUACAAAACCUAGGAGGCUCAUGGUUCUCACCCCCUUCCAUAGACUUACACAGUAAUUAUGACAACUUACGGAGGACAUCCUCCAACCGAUCAGAACUCUUGCAGCAUGAACUGACAUGCUCAUAAAAAAAAAUAUUGUCCUCCCUCAUCCUAAACGGCACCAACCGACACUGAAUUCGAUGUAAUUUAUGACAUAGGGCAAAGAAAAAUGGACAAAUCUUACCCUCUUGAAUUGCUCUGUUUUCUCUACAUUGUACAUCAGUGUGAAACCCUUUUUUUUUAUCUCACAAAAGUAGUGCCUUUUUUACUCCUGUAUGAAAAGGAAUGUCAGUUAUUGUAUGACUCCUUCGGGAACAUGAACUAGAGGUCGAUCGAUUAAUCGGAAUGGCUGAUUUAAUUAGGGCCGAUUUCAGGUUUUCAUAACAAUCGGUAAUCUGCAUUUUUGGACACCGAUUAUGGCCGAUUACAUUGCACUCCGCGAGGAGACUGCGUGACAGGCCGACUACCUGUUAUGCGAGUGCAGCAAGGAGCCAAGGUAAGGUGCUAGCUAGCAUUAAACGUAUCUUAUAAAAAACAAUCAAUCUUAACAUAAUCACUAGUUAACUACGCAUGGUUGAUGAUAUUACUAGUUUAUCGAGCUUGUUCGGCGUUGCAUAUAAUCGAUGCGGUGCCUGUUAAUUUAUCAUUAAAUCACAGUGGGUGAUUUAACAAGCGCAUUCGCGAAAAAAGCACUGUCGUUGCACCAAUGUGCCUAACCAUAAACAUCAACGCCUUUCUUAAAAUCAAUACACAAGUAUAUAUUUUUAAACAUGCAUAUUUAGUUAAUAUUGCCUGCUAACAUGAAUUUCUUAUAACUAGGGAAAUUGUCACUUCUCUUGCGUUCCGUGCAAGCAGUCAUGGUAUAUGCAGCAGUUUGGGCUGCCUGGCUCGUUGCGAACUGUGUGAAGUCCAUUUAUUCCUAACAAAGGCCGUAAUAAAUUUGCCAGAAUUGUACAUAAUUAUGACAUAACAUUGAAGGUUGUGCAAUGUAACAGCAAUAUUUAGACUUAGGGAUGCCACCCGUUAGAUAAAAUAUGGAACGGUUCCACAUUUCACUGAAGAAUAAACGUUUCGUUUUCGAAAUGAUAGUUUCCGGAUUUGACCUUAUUAAUGACCUAAGGCUCGUAUUUCUGUGUGUUAUUGUGUUAUAAUUAAGUCUAUGAUUUGAUAGAGCAGUCUGACUGAGUGGUGGUAAGCAGCAGCAGACUCGUAAGCAUUCAUUCAAACAGCUCUUUCAUGCAUUUGCCAGCAGCUCUUCGCUGUGCUUCAAGCAUUGUGCUGUUUGACUUCAAGCCUAUCAACUCCCGAGAUUAGGCUGGCAAUACUAAAGUACCUAAAAGAACAUCCAAUAGUCAAAGGUCUAUGAAGUACAAAUGGUAUAGAGAGAAAAAUUCCUAUAAUAACUACAACCUAAAAUGUCUUACCUGGGAAUAUUGAAGACUCAUGUUAAAAGGAACCACCAGCUUUCAUAUGUUCUCAUGUUCUGAGCAAGGAACUUAAACGUUAGCUUUCUUACAUAGCACAUACUGCACUUUUACUUUCUUCUCCAACACUUUGUUUUUGCAUUAUUUAAACCAAAUUGAACAUGUUUCAUUAUUAUUUGAGACUAAAUUGAUUUUAUUGAUGUAUUAUAUUAAGUGUUCAUUCAGUAUUGUUGUAAUUGUCAUUGUUACAAAUAUAUUUGUAUAAAUCGGCAUCAGCUUUUUUUUGUCCUCCAAUAAUCGGUCUCAGCGGUGAAAAAUCAUAAUCGGUCGACCUCUAAUAUGAACCCAUCACAGCCAGAAAAGGUGAGGAGUUUGUUAUACAAAAUAGGAAAAAGAUUCCUAUGUCGAUUAUUUUAGAUUCUAAAAAUAAAACAGAUUUUCGCUCUUCUCCCUAACAGCAAAUGGGUGCAUUCUUGUUCAUAUGUUUUCCAGUUUAAAAAAAAAACCUUUUCAUCAUAUCCUCGAUUUGCACAAAAUACUUACUUGCCAGCUUGCAACAGAAUAUUUCAGCCACUAGCAGAUGUGCGUACGCAUGGUCUAAAGUUUGCAGGGAGGUGAGCACAUUCUCACGCCAAGUUACUUUUUUAUACAUUAAUAAAUUCCUGUUUGCGUGAACUGGCGCACACACAUUUUGGGGUAUAUUUUGUAUGUACACACGUAAAUGAGGCCCCUGGACAUUACACCUGACUGCACUGAUCUCAUGACCUGGUCAUACUCUGGAUCCUAUUCGUAAGCUAUGAGCCUAGGGCUAGGGCUUUUAUUGUCAGGUAAUGUGAAUUGGAAACACUCCUGGCCAAAGGUGUAUCAAACCCUUUCAAACCUAGUUAUUAUUCAUCCUGAAUCUGAUAUCAAAACACCUAGAGACAACUUCAAUGGACAACAUACUCUGUCGUUUAUUGAACUUAUUUUCCGUUGCAAAACGUUUUUCUAUGAUGUGAAAGAGUGAAUGUCUUGUAAACGCAUUCCUCUGACAAAGACCAUUUGAUACUGAUGUCUGAAUUGGGAAAGACCUUGUACUCAACUCCACCCCUCCUGCCACCUGACUGACUGUUCAUAACCUGUAAUACAUUCAAUAGAUGGAAGGGGUUUCAUCACCCACUGGAGACUUGAACACAGAACGUCACUCAGAGAGCUGUGCAUGCCAGUGUGUUAGACAGCCACAUCUUUACAUUUGGGCAAAUAGACUAUAGAAAUGCCACUCUACUUCUGGUUAGGCAGCUGAAGUUGUACACUACACAGAACAGAUUUUGAUUUGUUAGGUAAAGUGUAGGCAUGCUGUCUUUAGAAGCACAUCAAUAUGAUAUGUACAACAGAAAAUGUAUCAAGCUGGGCGGCAUUUGUGCAAUGUCCACAUGUAGCCUACACCUCAACGGAUAAGUUAUAGCCAGUUAUAUAAUAUUGUUCUAGGACAGCUGAGCUGACUGAAGACCACGGGCAUUCAACUUGCAGUAGUUGAUAUCGGUUCCACGGUAACAUGUAUUGUGCCUAACUGUUUUCUUGCCUAACAUCAUUAUUUGGAAACGGUAUAUUGAUGAUAUUUUUGUUCUAUGGAGGGGUGAUGCAAAACAGCUCCAGGCGUUCCAUGCUUUUCUUAACUACUGUUCUGAUCAUUUGAGAUUUACUAUGCAAUCUGAUACACGUCAAAUCAGUUUUCUUGAUCUUCUGAUCUUGUGUGAAGAUAAUGUUCUUUACACUGAUCUUUACAAGAAGCGUACUGAUCGUAACAGUUUGUUGAGGGCUGAUAGUUGUCACCCACUUCCCUUGAAAAAUUGUUUGCACUACAGCCAAUUCUGUCAAAUCAAAAGAUUUGGAAAAUCAGAUUUCGACAGAAAUAUGGCUGAGACGCAAAGAAAGUUCAAGGAGAAGGGCUACAAAAAUGAUCAGAUUAAUAUUGCUAUUGAGAAAAUUAAAAACAAAACAUGACCUUUUUCAAGGUCAGUCUCGCAAAAAGACGCAUUGCAACUACCCGCUAUUCAAAGCGUUCUGAACAAAUUAAGGGAAUCGUUCACAAACAUUGGCACAUUCUAAAAUCCGAUGAUAGUCUCGGUAAUGUCUUUUCGGACCUUCCCUUGGCCGUAUUCUCACGGGGCAGAAAUCUCAGAGACCAAUUGGUACACUCUGAUUUACCACCCCAAGAUAUUCCUGAACAAUGUGCUCAAUGUAAUGGCACUUAUAAAUGUAGAUCCUUCAAACACCCACAAACCGGGAAAUCGAUCCCAAUCAAAGGUGUUAUUACGUGCCCCACUAAGGCAGUUAUUUAUCUUAUAACUUGUCCUUGUGGUAACAAAUUGUGGGUAAAACAAAGCUCGAAUUAAAAGUACGUAUCUCAGAGCAUCGUAGCACCAUUAGGUGUAAAAACUUUACUUACCCAGUUUUCGUCUCUGCGUUAUAUUGGCCUCGAACAUGUCACCAUCCCUAGGAGAGGGGGUGACCUUGAUAAUUUAUUGUUAAAACGAGAGGCUGCCUGGAUCUUUAACUUAAAGACCCUUGCUCCCUUCGGGCUCAACGUAGACUUUGAUCUGAAGACAUUCUUGUGAUUAUUGUGACUGCCAUUGUAAUUGUUUGUAAGCUUGUGUAGUCAAAAAUGAAUUUAUGAUCGUAUGCUAUCCAUUUGUUGUUUGUAUGUCAUUUUAAUAUUUGAGAAUUAACCAAUGAUUUUAGGCCACUCUUGGCCAUGAUUACAGACGCCUGUGUCUUUUGACACUAUAUAAACGAGUGUUUGUGAUUAUACCCUGAUGAAGACAGCUUGGCUGUUACGUUGGUAAUUAAAUG